GUUGUGUUUGUGUCCGCUAGAGAGCGCGGUGCGGCAGCGCUCGCGACACACACAGAGCAGCGGUGCGUGCUCGGGACAUCAAAGCAAAACUGGUUACAAAGUAACAAUCUUGGCGCGUCAUCAAAGCAGCGGCGGGAAACAUCAGAGCGAGGAGUGUCGCAGCCUGCGGGAGGUCACUGAAGUGUAACUAAAGAAAGCGAAAUAACGGGGAAAAGCGGAAAUAACUGGCGCGUGGUCAUCACAAUCCAGUUUCUGCGGGGCUCGUGCUGUUGCAUUCGGUUGCUGCCAUGCACAUAUAAGUCAUGUUCACUAGAUAGGGAGCCAAGAGACACGGAUUAUUGCUCGUACUGUUGCGCCAUAACAGGACAGAGAGUUUGACUGCCUGAGUGUUUACAACGAUAUGGGAAGACCCUCAUCUGUCCAGUAAGAAUGUAUCCGUUGCACAGAGAGAGGGAGCAGCCCUUCUUCAGCACAAGAGCUCAUGUGUUUCAAAUCGAUCCCGCCACCAAACGCAACUGGAUCCCUGCCAGCAAGCAUGCGGUCACAGUCUCUUUCUUCUAUGAUGCAAACAGACACGCCUACCGCAUCAUCAGUGUGGGAGGGACCAAGGCCAUCAUUAACAGCACUAUCACACCCAACAUGACAUUCACGAAGACGUCUCAGAAGUUUGGUCAAUGGGCAGACAGCAGAGCAAACACUGUUUAUGGCCUCGGAUUCGCCACAGAGCAGCAACUGCACCAGUUUGCUGAGCAUUUUAAGGAGGUAAAGGAAGCUACACGUCUGGCCAGAGAGAAGUCGCAGGAUAAGAUGGAGUUGAGCAAUGCAGCUCUCAGUAUCGCAGCUCCACAGGAUCUGUCUGAUGAGCUGCAGUCUCCUCCUAUGAUGUGUGUGAACGGGCCGGAAGACAAACUCUUCAGGAGUCAAAGCGCUGAUAUCACUCUGUCCUCAGACAAGGAGCGCAUUAAAAAGAUGCUCUCAGAAGGGUCCAUCUGUGAGAUAAAUCUUGAAGCAGAGCUCUUCACAUUACAGGACAGUAAUGCUAAACUUGUGGCUGCGCUGCAUGAAGCUAACGCUAACGUUGAGCAGUGGAAGAAACAGCUAGUGGCGUAUCAAGAGGAGACGGAUAGAUUACGAGACCAGGUGGCAGAACUGGAGGCUCACGGGGGCCCGGGGCCCAGCGAUAUGCUGAAAGAUGAACUCACUCAAUCCCUGGAGGAACUGGAGAACUUACUGAAGGCAAAGGACGAGGAAAUCCGUAUUCUUCAGAGUAAGAAAUCUGACUUCCAUGAGUUGGAACAGGAGAGAGAAGAGGCCAUACACAGACUACAGGAGUUAGAGAUGCGUAACGUUGAACUGGAGCGGCGAGUGCAGAACACAGAGCAAAACCUCACCUCUGCUCUGGAAGACCGCGAUCGUGCUGAGAACGAGGUGCAAAGGGUCAUUCAGAUCCUCGAUGUCAAGAUCUUUGACCUCAACGAUCUCCGACAGAGUCUGGUCAAACUGAUCAGUAAAUAAUCUGAUUGGAGCAGAUCAGUCCUGGAGACGCGAGACUGUUAACGCUAAUCCUGAUGGCCGCUGCAAGAGGCACCUCAUCCACUAGAGGGUGUAGUUCAGCUUUUCAAAUAGUGUCUGUAUGUGAGGGGGUGUGAUGUGGCAGUUUACAGACACAAUUUUCCCAGCUUUGGUUUCUCUAGUUUUGUUUCAAAUUUGCACUGAACAAUAGCUUUCAUUAAAAGCAUAGCAAUAAAUUUCAGUGGCGAGAUUAUGUUGGUACAGUGUGAAGGUUGACGUAAUGGUACAUUCUCACUAUUGUCUUGUAUGAAUUGUGAGAAGCUUUAUUUUUGAUAUACUGUUUGUCAAAAGCAUGUAAGGCCACUUUACAGUACCACAUAGAGUAAUAAAUCAGAUUUCAAUGACUGAAUUAUAGGUUAUUUAAUUGCCUGUGCCGUAUUCAACAAUUGGACAAUAUAAUUUAAUUCAGUAUUGAACUUCGUAUUAUGCUAAUGUUACAUACGAUUUCAUUUUUUUAAAACCAUAUCCACAAGUUUUUAGCAAAGACUAGUGACUAAAACUAAAAACAAAGCUUUUGGGAGAUAUAAGCAAAAUAUGACUUUGUCCGCACUAAUACGUUUUCACCCGAAAGUACGUUUUCCAAAGUCGGAGAGAGUUUUCGAAAUGCUCCAUUUUCGGUGGAGGAAAACGUAAUUUCUAGUGUGGAUGAGAGGCGUAAACGUAUCAAAACUGAUGUGUUUUCAAACUUAAACGUAUCAGUGUGGAUGUGGUUUAGGAAUUUUCGAACAAAUUCAUAUUAGUUAGGGAUGCACCAAUGUAUCUGCUGCUAAUAUUUAUUGGCCAAUUACUGACCAAAUUAAAACCAUCGGCAAAUGGUUUUAAGCAUGAAAACGCUGAUAUGAAAAAACGAUGUUAAUUUUUACUUUUUUUUCCCCAAUUUGGAAUGGCCAAUUCCCAAUGCGCUCUAAGUCCUUGUGGUGGCCUAGUGACUCGUCUCAAUCCGGGUGGCGGAGGACGAAUCUCAGUUGCCUCCGCAUCUGAGACCGUCAAUCCGCGCAUUUUAUUUUGUGAAAGUAGAGCACGUUACCGCGGAGAUAUAGCGUGUGUGGAGGCUUUACGCUAUUCUUCGCAGCAUCCGCUCAUCGCACCACGCGCCCCACUGAGAGCGAGAACCACAUUAUAGCGACCACAAGGAGGUUACCCAUGUGACUCUACCCUCCCUAGCAACCGGGCCAAUUUGGUUGCUUAGGAGACCUAGCUGGAGUUACUCAGCACACCCUGGAUUCAAACUUGCGACUCCAGGUGUGGUAGUCAGCAGCUUUACUCGCUGAGCUACCCAGGCCCCCCUCGAUGGUUCAUUUUUAAUUAAUUCACAUUUUCAAUCAACACACUUUGUAAAAACUCUUUGAAUUUAAAUGCACAAUCCAGAAAUAAUGAUAGCCACAGAAUCUAGAGGGGUUGGAACUCCUAAGAACAUGUAAUAAUUAAUUUAUAAUCAUUCUUAUUCUCACAUUAAUAAGGAAAACCGUCAUUACAGACUUGAAUGUUGUGAAAGUGGCACUUACCUAUACAUGAUGAGGUAAAACCAUCCAAAACGCAUUGAAACCAGCAAACUUUGACUUCUGAGACAUUGGUAUGGUAUCCAUUAAGGCUUCACGAUUGAUUAAGAUUGAAAUCACAAUAUGGUCUUAUGUGAUUACAAAAGCUUGAAUUGCUGCGUUUAAAAAAUAGACCACAAUCAGUGCUUCAGUCAGCAUUGUGUAAGCAAGCGGCGCCCUCUAGUGGUAUGGAUGACAUUUUCCAUUAUCCAUUACACCACAAUAGAACUGAAAAGACAGUUUUGUUCCUUAGAAAAGUCCACACACCCCUGUUAAAACAGCAGG
Myxocyprinus asiaticus (Chinese sucker) is the source of this 3395-nucleotide messenger RNA. Its product is annotated as homer protein homolog 3. Gene Ontology annotation, biological process: G protein-coupled glutamate receptor signaling pathway; regulation of store-operated calcium entry. Bases 430 to 1515 code for a protein of 361 amino acids. Lineage: Eukaryota; Metazoa; Chordata; Actinopteri; Cypriniformes; Catostomidae. Gene Ontology annotation, cellular component: dendrite; plasma membrane; postsynaptic density. The record is from RefSeq and is a predicted model, not a curated record. Gene Ontology annotation, molecular function: G protein-coupled glutamate receptor binding. The transcript has 10 exons.